This is a messenger RNA of Branchiostoma belcheri (Belcher's lancelet), 2776 nucleotides long. Its product is annotated as sushi, von Willebrand factor type A, EGF and pentraxin domain-containing protein 1-like. Lineage: Eukaryota; Metazoa; Chordata; Leptocardii; Amphioxiformes; Branchiostomatidae. The record is from RefSeq and is a predicted model, not a curated record. Bases 126 to 2552 code for a protein of 808 amino acids. The transcript is spliced from 16 exons.
GACAGACUUUCCUCACACGAAUAUAUAUAAAGAGUCACGCAAGAGAUCUUACUUCGCGCUCUAGGGAGUGAAGCAUUCAAGAUCGGUUAGUCCAUCUUCUCGCUAGCUCUGCAAAGUCAACAGCCAUGAAGACCUUGUCAGUGACCGUGACGUUGGUCCUGCUGGUAGUUCUGCUGGUCCCGGACUCCCAGGGUUGGUUCUGGAGCCGCCGGCGCCGGAGCUGUUCCCGUGUGGACUGUGCCUGGGGCGGCUGGGGCGACUGGUCCCAGUGUACCGCUACAUGCGGCGCCCAGGGCACCCAGGAGCGCACCCGGGCCAUCGCUCGUGGGGCCAGCUGCGGCGGGUACGCGUGUACCGGGGACAGUGUGGAGAGGCGAGCCUGUAACCAGAUCUGCUACAACGAGGGACAAGUCACCUCCUCAGGCUGCAGCUGCGCGGAGGGAUUCCACGGAGAAUGCUGUGAAACGCGCGUGACCUGUCCCGACGUUUCGAACCCCGACAACGGUUACAAGAGGGACAGGUCCAACCAGCAUAGCUAUGGAGACUCCGUCACCUUCGAGUGCAACUCUGGGUACGAGAUUGCCGGUGCCACCACCAGCCGCACCUGCCAGGCCGACGGAACCUGGAGCGGAGAGGAGAUCGUCUGUCAGCGGGUGACCUGUCCGUCCAUUACCAACCCCACCAGCGGGUUCCGCCAUGACCGUGCCCUGCUCCACUACUACGAGGACACGGUCAGCUUCGACUGCAACGCCGGCUACGAACUGCGGGGAAGCCGCACGAGGACCUGCCAGGCCGACAGGUCAUGGAGCGGGGAGGAUCCCAACUGCCACAGGAUUUGCUGCAACAGCUCCCUUGAGAUAGAGAACGGCCAGGUCACUCCUUUGUCAGAUUACUGCUCUGGGAACGUCAUCGAAUUCUCCUGCAGCCCUGGGUACGAGCUGGCUGGUGACUUCUCUGCUGUCUGCCAAGACGACAGGUCUUGGUCCGCGCCGUUGCCUACCUGUCACCGUAUCUCUUGCGGUGACCCAGGUCACAUCCGCCACGCCACCCGGAACAUCGAGGGGACGCUGUACCAAGACAUGGUCACAUUCACCUGCAAUACCGGCUUUAACCUCCAGGGGGAUCAAGUCAUUGUAUGUGGCUCCGAUGGCGAAUGGCACGGCGAACCUGUAUGCGAACCUGACGGGGAGUGUAGCUGUGACUCCCUCCCCACCCCCGCGGGAGGGUCUGUCCGCUGCAUGACCGCCACCCACUUCGACGGCACCUCCACGUCCAACGUCGAGAAGGCGUUCCUGAGCUGCGACUCUCCGACCGUCUACCCCACCACUGACGACCUGUACGACUGCGGCGCCAGUACCGGCUACCUGUGGCAGAUUCGGGCUUAUGCACAUUCCAGGAACGGCUUUGAGACCACCUACACCCUUGCCAACGUGUUGGACUGUCAAUCCCAGUCAGAAGUCACCGCCGCGCUGGACGUAGGCGGACUGCUGAUCAGGACUAACACCGCGGCUGAUGGAGAAGCUGUGGAGGACGCCCUCAGGGACAGGCUGGCGACCCUGACUACGUUCUGCCAGGCACCCUGUCAUGUUGGCGACAUCACUUUCGAGGUCUUGUCCAACCUGAACCACACCGGUGCUGCCCAGGCCGCUGAGAUCGACGUCACCAUCGAGAUCUACAUCGUGGACAACACCGGGGUGGAGUGGACUAACAGCUCCAUCCCCCUGCACAUCAGCCAGCAGCUAACCAACAAUGCCGACGCCCUGAGGCAGCUGGUCCAGUCAAGACAGGUGACCAUGAACGUGGACGGAGUCCAAAUGACCCUGGAGGACAACGGGAUCAGCACACAGGUGACCACUGUCGGAUGUCCGGAGGGACACGAGAUGAAGAAUGGACACUGCUAUAUCUGCCCAGCCGGUACGUACCACAACCGUGCCAUGAACGAGUGCCAGGUGUGCCCGUUCGGUUAUUACACCGCCGAACCAGGACAGACCAGGGGCUGUAACAUCUGCCCUAACGGUACCACCACCUACGGACUGGGCGCGACCGAAUGUCACGCCUACAUGGAUUGCUACUGUAUGGACGGACAGCACCCGUGCACACACGACCCUGACAACGGCUGGGUGUGCCACUGUCCGGUCGGGUACGAGUUGCAAGAGGAUGAGUGCAUUGUGGCCUGCCCGUCCGAUGCCACUCGCCACGGUGACGCCUGUUACAAGAUGGGAGGCUUCAGAUCUAUGACCUACAGUAUGGCUUCGCAAAUGUGCCGCUUCGACGGAGGUGAGCUGGCCCGCGUGAUGGACCAGGCCACCGCCGACUUCAUCAAGGACCUCGCGGGCGGAUCGGACACGUGGAUCGGACUGGACGACUCCACCACCGAGGGAGAGUACCACUGGCUCGCCGACUCCUCCGCCCUGGGAGACUUCGCCCCGUGGGCUGAAGGCCAACCCAGCGAUCCUUUCGGCAUGGACGACUGUGUGAAGCUGACCGCCGAUGGCCACUUCAGCGCGGCGCCCUGUUACUCCUUCAUGCAGUACGUCUGCGAGUUCCAGUAAAAACCUGCCCGACUGUUGACGACCUCUGGAGAUCUCUAGAACAACAAGCCCGGCCCUGUCUUUAUGUUCUUUGUGUUAAUUAAUGAAAUCAAUUCUAGCACACCCACCUUUACGUCACUUGUGCAUCAUUAUAAGACAACGGACUGUUAGAAGUUCUGUUUAAAAGCACUGGUGGGUAAAAUCAGCACAUCCUAAUAAUGGAAUGGAAUAAAGAUGCAGCAGAA